Molecule: messenger RNA, 1340 nt
Organism: Hypomesus transpacificus
Lineage: Eukaryota; Metazoa; Chordata; Actinopteri; Osmeriformes; Osmeridae
Gene: elovl8b
Product: ELOVL fatty acid elongase 8b
Exons: 8
Coding region: 92-886 (264 amino acids)
Biological process (GO): fatty acid elongation, saturated fatty acid; fatty acid elongation, polyunsaturated fatty acid; very long-chain fatty acid biosynthetic process
Cellular component (GO): endoplasmic reticulum membrane
Molecular function (GO): fatty acid elongase activity
Source: RefSeq, a predicted model, not a curated record
GUUUUUUUGUGAACCAAUCGGAGUACGCCUGCAAUUAUUUGUGUUCAUGUGCGCCAGUGAACUUCCUUGAAAGGAAAGGUACCGGACCCAAAUGGCCUCAGUAUGGCAAAACAUGUAUUCAAUGCACCAGUGGAUUCUGGAGAAUGGAGACAAGAGGACAGAUCCAUGGCUGCUUGUGUACUCCCCUGUCCCUAUCCUUGUUGUCUUCCUUUGUUACCUUGGUGUGAUUUGGGUGGGGCCGCGAGUGUUGAAACACAGAGAACCUGUUGACCUCAAGCUUGUGCUCAUAGUGUACAACUUCACAAUGGUGUGCCUAUCUGCCUACAUGUUCCAUGAGUUUCUGGUCACAUCAUGGCAGGCAAACUACAGUUACCUUUGCCAACCUGUUGAUUACAGCACAAGCCCACUGGCAAUGAGGAUGGCUAGUGUAUGCUGGUGGUUCUUUUUCUCCAAGGUCAUAGAACUCAGUGAUACGAUAUUUUUUAUUCUGAGGAAAAAGAACAACCAGCUGACCUUCCUCCAUGUUUAUCAUCAUGGUACCAUGAUUUUCAACUGGUGGGCUGGAAUCAAAUAUGUGGCUGGGGGACAAUCAUUCUUCAUUGGCCUGCUCAACACCUUCGUCCACAUAGUGAUGUACUCCUAUUAUGGUCUGGCUGCCCUUGGACCUCACAUGCAGAAGUACCUGUGGUGGAAGCGCUAUCUGACCUCAUUACAACUGCUCCAGUUUGUGUUGCUGACCACACAUACAGGGUACAACCUUUUCACAGAGUGUGAUUUUCCUGACUCCAUGAACAUGGUCGUGUUUGCUUACUGUUUGAGCCUCAUUGGACUGUUUAGCAACUUCUAUUAUCAGAGCUAUCUCAAGAGGAAGAGCAAGAACAAAUAACACAAUUGUUAUUUGUCGGUAGUUGUUUGUGAUUUUGUACCAGUAACAACGUUUAUCAUGUCAUGUGGACUUAAUUGUCCAUUUGUCUGUGAUUCUUAAAGAGUAACUAAACAUCAAACCUAAACUCAUAAUAUUAAUACUCAUGCAUAAACUUAUGUUCUUCUGGAGUUGAUUGCUGAUAGAUUUGUCAUCUCUGCAAUCUCUGGAGUGUUUAUCUUUUCACUAUUUGAUGGUAAAUUCUUGCUUUAUUGCCCCUAGUGGUUAAUACUUUGAGGAGAAAUGCAUGAUGUACACAAGCGACUUUUUAAAAGUUCUCUGAUAAUUGUCCGUGGUCAUGUAUUGCUUCAAGCAUUUUGAGGAAAUCCCAAAAUGAAUACUUUCGAAAAAAAUGUAAUGUACAACUUUUCACCAGAAAGCAUACAUUAAAAGAUGAAGGGGUUGGCUAAGGCAGAAA